ACUCUCUAGGUCAUGAUGCAUAUAUUUUUUUCUCAUACUAUAUUUGUUUCCCUACUUGUGUUUUCAGCGUAUGUACCUUUUAGUAUCAAGUAAAGAUCAGAGAGAGAGAGAGAGAGAGAGUAUCAUGGGGGACUCAUCUGCCUCAUAUAUACAUAUGGUGCAACACCUGAUAGAGAAGUGUCUGAUCUUCCACAUGACAAAAGAGGAGUGCAUGGAAGCCCUUUCUAAACAUGCAAGUAUUGAACCAGUCAUCACUUCCACUGUGUGGAACGAGCUGGAAAAAGAGAACAAGGAAUUUUUCGAGGCAUACUCCCAAUCUCAGGGCAAAGAAAACCGGAUGUCAGAGGCCGAGACAAGUGAAAUGAUUCAGAGGAUGAUAUCUGAUUCCUCGAAGGAUACCUCAGACGACUAAGAUAUACAUAUGCGUAUCUAUAGAAAAAGUAAGCAUAUAUUUGGGUUCUUGCUGGCAUGCAGUUGGUUACCCUAGCAUCCUUCCCAUCCAGCCAAACUCAACAGGGCUCUAUAUAUUCAUAUGUACAAACCUAGUACUGUGUGGUCCCUAAGAUGAAUCUAACGAUGGGGUACUCUGUGGUCCUCAAAUGUUGACUCAUGCAGUUAUAGCUCAAGAGCAUGUGCAUAACCACAGGAUGUGGUGUGUUGACAUAGGAGAACUGUUGGAAUUGCAGAAGAUGAUACCUUAGAGACAGAGCCAAAAUUGUGGGAAGUUUUGGCUCUUUUGCUGUCUGUUGUGCCGGAGAGAGGAUCCCAUGUGAUGUAAGUGUCUUUGUUACUAUUAAUAAAUGAAGCAUGAAAAGUGGGGACUAAAA
Molecule: messenger RNA, 827 nt
Organism: Rhododendron vialii
Lineage: Eukaryota; Viridiplantae; Streptophyta; Magnoliopsida; Ericales; Ericaceae
Exons: 3
Coding region: 71-412 (113 amino acids)
Source: RefSeq, a predicted model, not a curated record